Molecule: messenger RNA, 853 nt
Organism: Panicum hallii
Lineage: Eukaryota; Viridiplantae; Streptophyta; Magnoliopsida; Poales; Poaceae
Product: embryo-specific protein ATS3A-like
Exons: 1
Coding region: 126-695 (189 amino acids)
Molecular function (GO): protein binding
Source: RefSeq, a predicted model, not a curated record
ACGUCACCCGCGCGCCUGCUGCUACAUCAAUCACCUCCCCGCUCCGCAUCGGAUGCGCGGCCCAGCACGGCUUCAUCCGCAUCCACCCGCCAUCCUUCCACCUCCCCGUACCACCGGCGCCGGCGAUGGCCGCUUCCGGCUGUGCUGCCGUACCCCUCCGCGGCCUGGCGCUCCCGCUGCUGCUCUCCGUCCUUCCGCUCGCGCUCACCGCGCCCUCCGGCGCCUCCGCCGCCGCGGCCCGGGCGUGCACGUACACGCUCCGGGUGAAGACGUCCUGCGCGUCGCCGGCGGCGCGGACGUCCGACGCCGUGAGCGUCGCGUUCGGGGACGCGUACCGCAACGAGGCCCACGCGCCGCGGCUCCCCACGUCGGGGGCGCGCGCGCUGGAGCGGUGCGGCACCGACACGUUCCGCGUGCCGGGCCCCUGCGGCUACGGCGUCUGCUACCUCUACCUCCGCCGCGACGGCCGCGACGGCUGGGCGCCCGAGUGGGUGCAGGUCGUCCAGCCCGGCCCGCGCGCGCCGGUCGCGGCCACCUUCUACUUCGGCGACCCGCUGCCGGACGGCGUCUGGUACGGCCACGACCGGUGCCCCAAGGCCAAGGCCGCCGAUGCUGACGGUGAGCACGCGGCGCGCCCGGCGACGUCCACCGACGCGCAGCACGCCAGCAACUCCUCCGCUUCGCCUCGGGGAUGAAACCACCGGUCCAACCGCAACCUUGGCCUGCCAGGGAACCAGAGCAUUCUCGACGUCGUCCAUGGAUUGGUGCAUUGGAGCUGUAGCUCUGCUUCUUUGUCUGUUCGUGUCAGCAAGCAACGAUUAAUAAAAUAAUGUUCGAUCCCCGUUCGCGUAUA